AUUUCGUUCGUUCGUUUCAGGACUUCAGGUACUGGUUGCCGAUGGUGCGGUAUUUCUUACCUAUUUUGUAUUCUGUUCGAAGUUAUGUUUAAGUAGAUUUCAUUAACUAAAUAAAAACUUUUGGUUUGAAUUAAAUGAUAAUAUGGCUGCAGAAUUUCUCAAAGGUCUUUUGCUAUCGUUAUUGUCACCAGAAUGUUACGAAGAGUAUUUCACGAAGUACAACUUUCUCGACGUACCAUGCUUCAAAACAACACUAAGCAAAGGCCUUGGUAUCGGCAUUAUAGCUGGGUCUAUAUUGGUGAAAGUACCUCAAAUCUUGAAGAUCCUCAACAGCAAAAGUGCAGAAGGCAUUAAUUUUUAUGGUGUUUGCCUGGAAUUAUUUGGAAUAACUGCAAACUUUGCAUAUAGCUAUGUCAUGGGCUUUCCAUUUAGUGCAUGGGGUGAAGGAACAUUCCUAGCAAUUCAGACUGCUAUAAUUGCUGCACUAGUCUUGCACUAUGGAGGCUCUUCAGGGCUGGCCACAGUGUUUCUAGGAGUGUACACCGGAGCUGUAUCUUCAUUGAUAAGUGGUUACACACCUACUGAUGUUCUUUGGUCCAUGCAGGCUGCCACUGUACCCAUCAUUUUGAUAGCUAAGACAAUCCAAGUAGUGACAAACUACAAAAACGGCAGUACUGGCCAACUAUCUGCCAUAACUUGCUUACUGCUCUUUGGUGGCAGUAUUGCCAGGAUAUUCACCUCUAUUCAAGAGACUGGGGACUUCAUAAUCAUUCUCACAUACUGCGUUUCAACUGCAGCCAAUGGCGCGCUAGUCUUGCAACUGUUCUGGUAUUGGAAUGUGGACAAGACCAGCAAGAAUAAGAGUAAGAAAAAGAAGAAGCGUACAUAAGUAUAAGAAGACAGUUUUAGAGCAAUUACUAAGAUCAAUUAAUUUACAAUUGUAUUGAUUUGCAUAAUAAUAUAUUCUUUUUUACAA
Molecule: messenger RNA, 976 nt
Organism: Amyelois transitella
Lineage: Eukaryota; Metazoa; Arthropoda; Insecta; Lepidoptera; Pyralidae
Product: mannose-P-dolichol utilization defect 1 protein homolog
Exons: 4
Coding region: 143-889 (248 amino acids)
Biological process (GO): oligosaccharide biosynthetic process
Source: RefSeq, a predicted model, not a curated record